Molecule: messenger RNA, 381 nt
Organism: Colletotrichum abscissum
Lineage: Eukaryota; Fungi; Ascomycota; Sordariomycetes; Glomerellales; Glomerellaceae
Exons: 2
Coding region: 1-381 (126 amino acids)
Source: RefSeq, a predicted model, not a curated record
AUGGCCAGACUCACGACAUCCGUGCAAACGCCAAAUAGUGGGAGGGAGGUGUGGUGUGUAGCUACCUCCUUGGCCCAUAUCCGCCACGGGCUAGGAUGCUCUACGAAUAUGCAGGUUGGCAUGAAGAGGACGAGCAUCAACGGCCCCAACGCCAACGCCAACCACGAAGCCAGCAAGCCUUGGUCUCCAGCUUCCAGCUCCCCCCGGCCGCCGCCGCCGGCCCUCAGCUCCAUAGUAUAUCCGGUCAUGGAGGGAACAGGGCCCCGUUGGGAGAGGAGAGGGAGAGGAGAGGGAGCAAGAUGCAUGGAGAUCCGGGUGAGGCGAGGAGGAGACCUGGAAGCCGGCCCAAGAUGCAUGCACCGCGCACCGAGGCUACCUUAA